Messenger RNA from Ctenopharyngodon idella (grass carp), 4079 nucleotides. It is a transcript of the gene impg1b, whose product is annotated as interphotoreceptor matrix proteoglycan 1b. The coding region runs from base 381 to 3572 and encodes 1063 amino acids. The transcript has 18 exons. NCBI's taxonomy places the organism in Eukaryota, Metazoa, Chordata, Actinopteri, Cypriniformes, Xenocyprididae. Gene Ontology annotation, biological process: visual perception. The record is from RefSeq and is a predicted model, not a curated record.
UGCUGGUCCAGAAGGCUACUAACAAGAUGAAGAUAGUCCACCACGUGGGCCCACAGGGAUUAGGAGUCAGUGAGAGGUAAACUGAUUAGUCCAGAAAAAGAGGCAGCGCUUUUAACCUCAUCACUCCCCUCACACCCUGAAGAGCAUCUUCCACCCACUCACACACUUGAGACCAAAUUGUACCCAAGAGCCUGCACCAUCUAUCAGGAAUACCACCCAACCUACAGUAGUGCCCACACACAGCCCCGUCCAUGGAAGCCUGGACACAUAGUCAAUGGAAAUUAACUGUUUCGCCCUUGGAUGUCAGAUAAGUCAAUACGGACUGUCUUUUCUUCCCAAAUGAGCAACAUUACAUCCAAAAGGACAUAAUCUACUGCAACAUGCCAUUGAAAACAGGAUUAUUCCUCAUUCUGUUCUUGUUUACCCUCCAAGCCACAAGAAUCAAAGAACUCGCUGCUGACGACUUGAUUCUCAGGAUCAGAAAUGUGAAGUACAGGCACUUCCUGGAGACGCCACAGCCAAUCAAACAGUUGACAGAUGGCAGAGAUUCACUUUCUCUAGAUGUGCAUCGAGCAAAGAGAUCAGCGCUGUUUAGUACGGGGGUGAAAGUCUGUCCUCGGGAGAGCAUGGCGGAGGUCAUCACCAGCCAUAAAGCCUACUACAAACUAAGAGUUUGUCAAGAAGCUGUGUGGGAGGCCUUCCGGAUCUUUCUUGACAGAGUUCCUGACACCAUGGAGUACCAGCAGUGGGUGUACGCCUGUCAGAGAGACUCGCUUUGCAUGGAGGAUCUGGCCCGAAAUUUUAGUAGCACACAGGAGCAUCUUGACAUGGUAGCCAGUAGAGUGGAUUCUCAAGAUGAACAGGAGAGGGCUCUCACACCUGCACCAGGCGAGAAAUGUUCAAAGAGUCCUGCUGAGCUUUUCAUCAUGGAAUCUGACAGCGAAACUGGGGCACCAGAUGUUGUCCCUCAGAGGCUGGAGGAGCACAUUGUGGAGUUCAGUGUGACUAUAGUAGACCCCGUCUACAGCGCACUACUGAGGGAUCCAGGCAGCCCUCAAUAUGAAGACCUCACUCGCAAUCUUCACGAGCAGAUGCUGCAUGCGUUCAACAAACUUCCUGGGUUUAAAGAGAUUCGAGUGCUGGGAUUUCGAGCUGGAGGUGUUACAGCAAGCUUUGCUGUAGUGUUUGAGACUGAUGGGACAAAGGCCAUAGGUGACACAGACUCCACUGAUGAAUAUGGCAUAGAGGGAGUCCUAAAGGGCAUGGUGGUCAAGGCGCUAAGUGAGGACGCAUCACUUCCUGUGGACGUGCUUUCCCUAACUUUCGAACAAGCAGGCAAGCGGGAAAACACGAGAUCCAGUACUGAAAUCAGUAAAGAAUCAAGGUUUUUACCUGGGGAAAUGAGUACAGAGUCCACAAAAGCCAACUCGGAGGAAUCUAUAGCGCCUUCUGGAAGUGUGGGCAUCUUUUUUGGAGAGCUAGGCCAUGAUAGGACUGAGGGUGAGGGGACAGAAAGGACUGUUAUACAUAAAGUACCUGAUAUAUGGUCCCAUGUUACAACACUACCAGCAGCCACAGAGGUAAUCAGCCACUCCCAACUUGAGGGUUCUAAGACGACAAGUCUAAUCACUGAAGACACUUUAGCUACCAAAGGUUCGCCAAGAACCACUACAGUGGAUUACCUAUCAAAGUUGUCUGAAGUCCAAGAGGAUGUAGGAAAUGAAACUGUUGCCACAGCUGCAACACUGGACUUGGAAUCUUUUGAAGUAGCAAAAGCAUCUACUUCAGCUCAACCUGAAAUGGAUUUUGAUAUGACACCAGAGGCCACUCUCGCAGAGGCAACAUCAUCAAUCUUGACAUCCCUAACCCCUACUGAACGAGCUCAAGAUGCUGUAUUGCAGGAAGAUGACACAACUGGCCCCUCUGAACCUUUAGAGACCUCUACCGAAGGUCUUCCUUCAUACCCUACCGGUCCAGUUGAUAGCCCCGAGUUGCCCACUUCAAUUGACCUUAGUGACCACAUAGACUCUCCAUCAGCCAGUGCCACCGUAGACACACUCCAUCAAAAGGAGCCUCCUGUUGGACCUACCACUCCAGAACCAAUUCUCCCUGCCGCAAUUCCCUCUGAGCUAACGCCCACAGAAGACCUUAUUUCACACCUGACCCCAGACAAUUUCCUCGAGGAAAAGGGACAGACUCUCUGGACAGUUUCACCUCCCCCACAUGAAGGUAGAACAGAUAAUGAUAGAGACACACAAGACGACGUAGAACAGUCUGAUGAGGAGGACGAGAAUCUGGACUCUGGGAGUGGAUUCCCCUCGGAGAUCGACGAGAAUCCACAAUCCUCGGCUCAUCCUAUAGGUUACGUUACCACUCCUUCGAUGUUGGCUUCUAACCAGGCCAAAGAGUUAGUGGUGUUUUUUAGUUUACGUGUGACUAAUAUGAUGUUUUCGGAGGAUCUUUUCAACAAGAGUUCCCCCGAGUACAAAUCACUGGAGAACACGUUUCUUGAACUGAGACAGUUCUCUGAACCAAGUGACUCGGCAAACCCUGAGGCCUCUAGUCAUGUGACUGAGAGAGAACAGAAGACAUUAGCCUCAAUACCGCUCCUGCCGUAUCUACAGUCCAACCUGACUGGAUUUAAGGAGCUGGAGAUUCUGAACUUUAAGAAUGGCAGUGUGGUGGUAAACAGCAAGAUGAAACUAAACAAACCGGUUCCGUACAAUGUUACGGAGAGGGUGCAGUGCGUGCUUGAGGACUUCUGCAAUGCGGCGUCUAAGAGACUGAACAUGGAAAUUGACUCCCAAUCAGUGGAUGUGGAAGCAGCCGAUCACGUCGAUCCAUGUAAGUUUAUGGGGUGUAACGAGUUCUCCCGCUGCGUGGUGAACACGUUAACCACAGAGCCCGAGUGUCUGUGUGAUCCGGGCUACAGCACAGAGGACGGCCAGCCCUGUAUGAGCAUCUGUGACCUACAGCCUGAAUACUGCCUGAACGGAGGCCAGUGUGAAAUUAUACCAGGACACGGAGCGACCUGCAGAUGUCCUGUAGGUAAAUUCUGGCACUACCACGGAGAACGCUGCAACGAAUUGGUGUCUAUGCCCAUUGACCCUCUCCUUUUCGUAGCCUGCCUGGUGGGAAGCCUCUCGGUGGUUUGUGCUGUGAUAGGCAUCUUGAUUUUCAUUAACAAGAAAUGUAUACGGACCAGAAAGACCAUGAGACUUGUGCGUUCACAAUCUGCAUUCCCUUUUGGUAAUACUAUGAGAGUAAAUCCAGUUUUUGAGAAUGACGAUGGGGUCUUAACACAUGUGUCGAGCAUCCUCUGUCCCAUGAGCUCUGACUCAGCCUCCUUACAACAGUCAGGCCAAGGCACAUUUCGAUCACGAGAAAGUACACAACUUAGUAUUGAGAUCCCCAGACAACUCUACACCAGAAGAUCAGAAAAGUUAACGUCAGAAAUGGUUGACUUCCAUCAGUGUAUACCACCUGACGAGAUGCGGCGGAUGUCCAGCAGGUCCUCUUGCUGUGUUGUGAGGAUUCCUGAUAGCGAAGGCUUUGAAGUGACUGUUUUAUGAUGUCCAGACACUUUUUUUUAAGCUAUGCAUGGCACCAAAGCUCUUCAGUGCUAUUCAAGCAACUCAACUUCACUGGUUUCUUGUAGACAUUUGGUGAGUUUAUGAUACAACCGCUCUACUCAAGGAUCAGCCAUGUUCUUGGACAACUGAAGGAAUACCUCCAGGAAUGGGGACUUACGAUUUAAAUCAGUCCGGAAGUUAUUUUUAAUUGUACCUGCAAAAAUAUGUAAAUUGUAUAUGAGACAUGUAAUGUGUUGGAUGCUUUGAACCCUUGUAAAAGGUUUGUUUCCUCCCUCACAAUGAGGGAUUUAUUUACAAAUCGAUACAUUGAGUUGUAUCUUAAAUAGAAAAUAGAUUCUAGUCAUCUCUAUCCUCAGUAUCCCAAACAAAGAAAUUGAAUGUAAAGUAUUUCUGUAAUUCCUAAUGGGAAAAAAAGACAAAAAUACAGGUAUGUGGGGAUGAUAUCUUUGUUUUUACAUUAAACAGAAAAAGUAUUGUAGUAUAUUU